AUGGCUAAUGCAUCUUCAGUGUCUGAAUUUCUACUCCUGGCGUUUUCUGAGGUCCGGGAAUUGCAGAUUCUACAUUUUUCAGUGUUCCUGGUAUUGUACUUGGCAACUGUAUCAGGGAACCUUCUUAUCAUUUCUGCAGUAGCCUUUGACCAUCAUCUAAAUUCUCCUAUGUACUUCUUUCUGAUGAACCUGGCCGUGCAAGAUCUUGCUCAAGUUACAGUCAUCAUCCCCAAAUCCAUGGCCAAUUCCCUCAUAAAUGACAGACACAUUUCUUAUUCUGGAUGUGUUGCCCAAGUCCUCUUGUUGUUUUUCUUCCUAUCUUCUGAUUUUUUCCUUCUCACAGUCAUGGCAUAUGACCGGUACAUUGCCAUUUGCAACCCCUUACAUUAUGAGAUGGUGAUGAACAGGAGAGCCUGCACUGAAAUGGUUAUUAGUGUAUGGAUCAGUGGUCUGCUCUUUGGGAUGCUACACGCCAGUGGAACCUUUGCAACCUCUUUCUGUUCUAAUGUUGUCAAUCAGUUUUUCUGUGAAAUCCCACAAUUACUGAAACUCUCUUGUUCUGACAUAAAUAUUAUUGAAAUUGGGGUUAUUCUGCUGAGUGGUGUUAUUGCAUUUGGCUGCUUUAUAUUCAUUGUUGUAACAUAUGUGCAAAUUUUCACUGCUGUGUUAAGGAUCCCCUCCGCUAAGGGGAGACAAAAGGCUUUCUCUACUUGCCUUCCCCAUCUCAUUGUCUUCUCUAUUUUUAUGUUCAGUGGUUGGUUUUCCUACUUGAGCACUAUCUCUCACAUCAAAUCACAUCUGGAUUUGGUUUUUGCUGUGAUAUAUACAAUGGCUCCACCCUUGCUGAAUCCAGUGAUUUAUAGCCUGAGGAACCAGGAGUUUAAAACUGCCCUCUCCAAAUUACUGGGUUUGAGAUCUUCUGAGAGUUAA
This is a messenger RNA of Rhineura floridana, 930 nucleotides long. RefSeq names its product olfactory receptor 14A16-like. Gene Ontology annotation, molecular function: odorant binding; olfactory receptor activity; G protein-coupled receptor activity. Bases 1 to 930 code for a protein of 309 amino acids. Gene Ontology annotation, biological process: G protein-coupled receptor signaling pathway. The transcript has a single exon. Lineage: Eukaryota; Metazoa; Chordata; Lepidosauria; Squamata; Rhineuridae. Gene Ontology annotation, cellular component: membrane. The record is from RefSeq and is a predicted model, not a curated record.